GCCAGCAGCAGCAGCAGCAGCAGCAGCUUGGGUCGCCACUAGGGCCCGUCCGCCUCCACCACCAGCAUGCUGCCAGUCUCUCUCGGGCAGUCAGCACGGACGGUCUUCAUGCCUUCACUCCCGCCACGAGUAGUUUCAGUCGGUCGGAGGGUGACCUGAGUCGCGGCGACGGUGACAGCAACGAAGAGGAAGUGUUGUUGGACCUUGGUAAUGACCCUCUCAAAGGCUCCUCCUCCUCGCUCUUCAAGUCAUCCAAGAUCAAAUUGAGGUCCAGCGGGGAAGUCGAGGAAGAACUUAUCCUUAACUUAGACAAUGAAGCGAGCCAUGCAUCCUCGUCUGUGUCAAUGCCGCCGGCGACGCCUUCUGCUGCGCCUGCGUCGAGGGUGACCCAUAGACCCAGCGAUGCUCCUGAAGGGCAACUGCAGCUUGUCAUCGAGGAUGAAGGUCAUCGAGGGUCGUCGCAUAGGGCAGUGCGGUCAUCAAAGGUGAGGAGCUGGGGUGGACAGAAGAAGGAGGAGGAGCUUGUCCUUAACUUGAACGACGGGGAGCCUCGGACGACCACGCACUAUGACAGGUCGUCAAGGGUGAACAGUGCCUUACUCAACCACAGCCAGAAGCCCAUCCCUGCUAUAAUUAUCGACCGGAAUGUUAAGCAGGCCGUGAUUGACAACAGAAGCAUUCUUUAUGAUGAAGAAGUCUUCAAUGACGUUAUCCUUGAAGACUUGAGAACAGGCGCGCAAUCUCACUUCGAUUCUAAAAAGGCGAAAGGACUCAGCGGGAAGGUGAAAGAUAAGCUCUUCCCAAAUAGACAUCUUCCCAAAAAGAAGAAGAUGAAUAGAGUCCAGAAAGUUGAGAAGUUUGUAGAUUCCAUCAUGGUUGAGGAUCUGGAGAAUGAGGGCCGCGUCACGCCACUCUUCAUCGGUGAGGCAGACCUCACUCACGGCGAAUUUGAACGGAAAAGACAAGAUAUAUUGCAAAGCCGAACGAAAAACUACAUGGAAGGUGAAGUCGAAGUGCUCAGCCUUGAUGCUUCACCUCCGUCUACAUCUCGCCUGAGUCCAGCACAAGCCGAGCUCCUCGUGUCCGAUGAAAGAAGAAAACACGAGCAAAAACGAAGAGAGGAAAAGAGAACAGCAAUGCGGCUGGAAGGGAUCGAAGAGGAGCCACAGGACCGCAGCGUGAGCCACACUCAGGAGCCGCCGCCGAAGACCGUACUCUCUCCAGAAGAAUAUGAAGAUUACAUCGGAGAUGCUGUCGAGAAGGAUUAUCCCGAGUUAGCAGGAGGGGUUGAUGCUGGAUCUUCUGAGGUGUUUCAACAGCAGGACCAGACGGUGGCGCAGCAGCAGCCAUUGUUGGAGCAGGAACACCCACAGCAACAGCCUCGGUCGAGUGAAGUCCAGCAUCAACCAACGGGUCCUCUUUCAGGUUCGGCGUCGAUGAACUUCAUGGAUGAGCACAGCCCAACGAGCAAUGGUAACGGAGACUUUUACCACCGGUGUGUUGCAAAGUUGCCGAGAGAUCCUCCUAGACAUGCAUCUGGUAGUUUUAGCGUAGAAGCCAAUUACCUUUUAACUAGUGCCGCGGAGAGUAGAGCUGAAAUCUGUAGAAGUAUCCCUGAAACAAGUUUGCUAAAUAACAAUGAGAGUAUUAAUAGGUUUGCUAGCCAUUUUAGAACUAGUUGUGUUGCGAGUAUUAACUAUGAUCACAGAGACCCACAAAGAACUACAAGCGCUAGCAGUUCGACUAGUGCCUCAGCCAAUGAAUCAAGGAAUAAUAGUGCUUCAGAACCUAGUAGUAUGUCUAUAAGUACUGGUAGUGUGUGUAGUAAUUUGUCAAAUAUCAACAAAAACAGAUCAAACCUCUUUUUGCCAACGAGUACAACGAGCUUGCCCGAAAUCUCUAUAGAACCCCCAACCCCACAAGCUCCCAAACCCAACGAUGGCUUUGAUCGCGAGAGCAAAGUCAAGUAUGACCUUAGAGUGCCUGGCUAUAGAAGCAUGUUCCUUACCGUACCUGGAUUUGAUGAUGACAAUGACAGAUUCCUUCCUAAAUAUUCAUUUGAUUGUGACGAUGAGGAGCAAAGCAGUAGCGAUGAUGAUGUAGUCCAUAAACCGCGAGCCUUUGCUUCCCUCGCAGAUAUGGAUGGCAGCCGCUGCCUAAAGCGUUACGGCAGCAGCUGCGACAUCGCCAAGUUCGGCCUGACGGAUGAAGCAAUUUACUCCCAUGAAGAUGACCUCAACGCCAACUUCGAAGUGAGUGGCCGCAAGUCCAAAGUCGGAGGAACGGGGUCGGGACCCUUCGUAGCAAAAAAGCUGGCAGUCUUCGAGAAAGUCGCUGAAGAGGAACAUCAGAAAUUCAUCGAAUACCAGGAAGUUCGGAAACGCAUCUUCCGGGCUCCAAAGAAGAGCGGAGAAUACAUAGAGAAAUUCUUCAGCCCGAAGGUUAUCGAGACGAUCGACGCACGAGCGUGCGCGGGGAGCAGACACGAGUACUACGACGACGAGUACGACAAUUACAACGACGACAGAUCCCCGACACCCCCAGAGAUCAUCACACCAUAUGGCGGACACUCCAGCCCACAGUUGCCCUCCAAGUACUCCUCAUCUAGUCAUGUUUACCCCAGUACUAACUCCAACCAUCCCGGCUCCGUCUCGCCCUCGCAGGAAUACACACAUGAAUCAUAUAACGACGAAGACUUUGACGUUUAUGAUUACGUCUGCGAUCGCCAACACUCGCCAAUACCCGCCAGUGACGAGACAGUCCUUCGCUACGACUCCCCAGAGCCCCACUCGACCAAUGAUGUGGAUGACAGCUACUGGCAAUCAACGGAGUACAAAAACAUCAGUCAGCCACGAACAACUUCCCCUGGUGCAAGCAGUCCUCCUCCAGGCAGCCCCAAGGAUAACCUCGACCAGCGUACAGACGAGGUUUUGGAGAUGUUAGACCACAGCUACUCUGACAUGGCGCCGGAGCAAGCUGGACCAAGUCACGACACUCCUUCGUCCUGGCGCGAUGAGGUCGAUGCCGGAGGCGCUGUCGCAGGUGAGAACUCCGUCCCCUCUGGCACACUGCCACUCCAACUAUGUACUACACUUCAGACUUGCUUAAUAAAUCCCAUAUACGACAGACAAGGGCCAGCACCGUCCCAGGUGGGUGGACAGAAGCGCAAGGCAGCGCCCCCACCACCGACCCCCCCGUCAGGGGCUCCCGUCACCCCCGUCUCAGACACCAAGAGGGGAGGAUUUUUUGGAAGGGCCAGACGGGAGAAGGAGAAGGAGAAGAAAGAGAGAGAGAGGGAGAAGAAAGAUAAAGAUAAGAAGGAUAAGAAAGAGAAGAAGAAAGAUAAAGAUGUUACUACAGGAAAGAGGUUCCAGCUUUUUGGGGGCACCAAGAAGACUAGCGAGCCGUCCAGUAGUGAAGCCGCUUUGGCCAUCUCUCCCAAGAGGGACAAAGGCAGACGGGUUUUCUUCGGGCGAGGCAGAGAGAACUUUGUUGGCCGAAACCCCUGCAUCUCCCACGAGUCUGACCCACAGGUGGCCAGGAUGACGGGCGAGUCCUUUGAGCAGGAAUCAAUCGACCUGGAAGGAGAAACCGAAGUGCUGUGAGCUGGUGGCUGAUCGCGCGCCUGCGUAAACGUGAAGAUAGGGAUUGGAACGCAGCGACUCCGUCUUCUGCAGCGAAAAAUGGGGCGCUGGCUACAUUUUCUGCAGUUAGGGGUUGCGACGACUCCGUUUUCUGUAGCGAAAAUGGGGCGCUGGCUCCAUUUUCUGCAGUUAGGGGUUGCGACGACUCCGUUUUCUGCAGCGAAAAAUGAUGCACUGGCUCCAUUUUCUGCAGUUAGGGAUUGCGACGACUCUGUUUUCUGUAGCGAUAAAUAGGGUGCUGGCUCCAUUUUCUGCAGUUAAGGGUUGCGACGACUCCGUUUUCUGCAUGAGAAUGGAUGCCAUUGUUCUGUUUUCCCGCGAUCAAAAUUGGAUGAUGCUAAUUGUAUCAUCCAAUUGAUGCUGCAAUUGGAUGAUGCAAUAUUGCAAAAAAAUGCAAUUUAAAAACUGCAUUUUUUUUUCUGUGAUGGAAAAGGAAUUCACGAACGUUGCUGUGAUAAAAUAAAAAGGUAAAACCAAAACAGACGAGGUUGCCAGAAAGCAAAAGACAAUUGCUUUCCAAAAGUACUGAAAAUAUACAAUAAAACUCGCAGAUACCAGAACAUAUUAAUGUGGUGAAAAAAGUAGACAAAUUGGAUUAAAAUUUACAAGUAGAAUGAAACCUCGGACACACAAGGGUAGAUUAGAGGCCACAAAUAUUCUACCGGAGACGGGAGACAUCUCCCGUCACGCAGGGUGCAGUCGCACCUCCACAGAUCUCCAGUAUCAGCUCUUGAUACUGGUAAUGGCUCAAAAGGGCCACCACUUACGGGCUAUUCAUGCCCGUGCCACCUUUUGGAUGGCUUAAUCUUCAUCAAUCAAUCUUUUCUACUGGAGGAACAAGACAUAAAUGUAGGAGUGAUUCUCACGACACACAGACAGACCACUCCUCGUCGCCUGUCUAUGCAAUAUCUUCGAGUAAAACUGAUGAAUAGCUAUAUGGAUAAGCAUCAAUAAAGUGCCUAUUAUAUAAAUGGUAAAUAUCCCUCAACUAACCAUUUGCAGUCAUGAAAAGUUAUCAAGUAGUUGCAGACGAUUCACAAUAACGUGGCUAAAAUAUGUUGACCAAACUACACUCUAGAAAGUGAAGGGACGACGACGUUUCGGUCCGUCCUGGACCAUUCUCAAGUCCAUUGUUUUCAACUUUCAAGUCGAAGUCACUCUCAAGUCACAGUCGACUUGAGAAUGGUCCAGGACGGACCGAAACGUCGUCGUCCCUUCACAUUCUAGUGUGUGGUCUGGUCAAUAUCAAAUAGUUAUAAAUAAAUUGGUAAUUAUUUCUUGUGUGAGUCACACAAAAAUACCUGUCGCCGUCAAGGAUAACACGACACUGUGCACCGUCAAAUAAAUCUGUAGUCGUUAAGAAUAACACGACACUGCAUCACGACCAAAUAGACCUGUCGUCGUCAAGGAUAACACGACAGAUCAACAAUACAAAAUAAAAUUCAAGAGACACAUCCUAUGGGAGAAGUGGAAAGACGGAUAUAGAUCUAUCCUGACUGAGGAAGACCUACAUGUCUGUACCUAUGGGCUCACGUAGAAAACCAUUGUCAGUAUAUUGCGUAUUUCAUCAGAAUGAUGAGAGAUGGAAGCGUCCCUCUCUACACCUUGACUGCACCUUCAAGAAACACUGGCAUCUAGUCCAUCCUCAGCCGCAAACUCGCCACGAUGUUGUAAAUUCCUUACUACCAGCGAUGUAAUAUUUUCGCAGCACGUCUGGAGACAGCAAACCUCCUUACUAAUGGAAUUCUCCAUUGGUACCUCGAUAAUCACACACACGGAAUAAUCACUUUACUGUUUUAUAUCUUUAAGUAUGAGAAAAUGUUUAGGAGCAAUACGGUGGGAUCGAACACACGUCUGGAGGUUCCCCCAGACACUACCGUUACAAUAACGGUAGUAUCCUUAUAAGGUUCUUAGUAUCGUAGCUAGUAUAUAGUUAUACAUGAUCACCUUCACCGACAUAUUUUCAUACCUUGUUAAGGCAUUUAAUUGUAAACUUGUACAGAAUGUUUUAAAUUUUUCUCGAGAUGACAUUUUGCUGUAAUAUUGUUCAUAGUUUGUGAUGACGUCUUGUGUUAAGCGCGA
Procambarus clarkii (red swamp crayfish) is the source of this 5726-nucleotide messenger RNA. Lineage: Eukaryota; Metazoa; Arthropoda; Malacostraca; Decapoda; Cambaridae. The record is from RefSeq and is a predicted model, not a curated record.